Molecule: messenger RNA, 1524 nt
Organism: Leptosia nina
Lineage: Eukaryota; Metazoa; Arthropoda; Insecta; Lepidoptera; Pieridae
Source: the annotation of a GenBank genome assembly
AUGUUUAAGUUGCUGCUGAUUGCUGCUGUUAUUUCAGUGGUUGCUGCUAAUGAAAAUGAAGAGACUCGGCACCAAUCACAAACCUACUUAAGACCGGAGUAUUUAAAACCAUAUGCUCCGUUUUAUCCAAGACAUCAUAAAAUAGAACAUGAAGUCGGAAGAUAUCAUUUUAACUUCAUAGGGCAUCAAAAUGAAGAUUAUGGAAUACACUAUGGACAAUACAAAACAUAUAAUUCACAUCCUUAUAUAGAUAACAAAUAUGACUACGGCCAUGUUGGACAAAAGCCUUCAUACAACUUAUAUUACUCCCCCCAUCAAACCCCCCAUCUCGCUCUAUCCCCGCUAUAUCACUCUCGUAACCAUGGUUACGGCUAUUUGCCGUCAAAAGAAGCAUACCACAAUGUACUGAUUCUUGGUGGUGUAAUUUCAUUUUUUGGUGUCGCAUGUGAGGAACUUAAAGUUCACCAAAAUGACAAUGUAGAUGGUCUCAAACCACAGGAGUCAUAUCCAUAUCAAUAUAUUAACGUUAAGGACGAUUAUCAACUGAACAAUUAUAAUUACGCCAAACCCGACGUUGUAGAUCACAAGUACAUUCAACAAUUGGAGUACAGUAAAUACGUGGAUGGUCUACUAAAACAUGACGGUUAUGCGCCUCAUAUAGACAGUCAUAGACACAACAAUCCAUAUUUGAUACCAGCAAAAGAAGUGCCAUACAGUACUACUCAGAAACCUAAUGAUUAUCAAGAUAUCCUAUCGAAAAAAGCAUUGAACUACUACAAUGACGCAGUCUACGAUUACCUUAAAAAAGUCGUUGUAGAUGAAAAGCCGAAACAUGUAUAUACACCACAAUAUGUAGAAGGUAAUAUAAACGACAAUCUGAACUAUGCAUACAAAUAUAAUCCCGCGCACUACAAAGUUGGGGAACACGAAGAAAUACAAAACCAUAAUCCUAAUUACUUGCCGCGUAAAAUAGACUCUGAACCGUAUUACCCCCGGAAUGCUCACAUUAACAAGCCUUAUAUCAGUCCAUUGAAUAUAGCAAAGGGCUAUCCACACGCAGUAAGUUACCACUACACCCCAGCGGAUAUAGAGAGAUUAUCCAAGAGCCAUGAAUACAACUUGUAUAAAAAAGACGAAAAUAUAGAUCACCUCAGAUACGGCGUUUACAAACCUCAUGAUGCACAUCUAGGACUUGAAAAGCAUCAUUAUCCAAAACAAAUCGAUGCUAAGUAUUUAUACGAUGAAUAUGAAAAUAAGGCCCUAAAGGGCUUCAAGGAUAUCGCAGUAGCAGUUAAAGAUAUAUUGUUUCCGAAAGGUAAUUAUCAUGAUUACGUAAAUACGAAAGAGCAUGAAGGUCAAUUUUAUACGCCAAAACGGCAUUAUGGUAAACUCCUUGGUAAUACUGUUGGUACUCUACAUCCGUACAAAGUGAGACCACCGUCCUACGUCCCAGCUGAAUACAGACGAUACGGAGUGAACCAUGAGGAUGAGAAGAAACAUUAUUUCAACCCUCACGCGUACUAA